Neoarthrinium moseri is the source of this 1443-nucleotide messenger RNA. RefSeq lists its product as uncharacterized. Gene Ontology annotation, molecular function: heme binding; monooxygenase activity; iron ion binding. Lineage: Eukaryota; Fungi; Ascomycota; Sordariomycetes; Amphisphaeriales; Apiosporaceae. The coding region runs from base 1 to 1443 and encodes 480 amino acids. The record is from RefSeq and is a predicted model, not a curated record. The transcript has 5 exons.
AUGUACAACUUUCAAAUUUUGGCAAUAGCUAGCCUCGUUGCUUUUGCAGGCUAUGUUUAUUGCACUCUCAAAGGCCCACUUGCUAGACUCCCUGGACCAUGGUAUUCCAACUGGACCGAUCUGGUGAGGAUAUACUAUGUUUUGUCAGGAAAAGGCCCUUCAUAUGUUCAAUCACUCCAUGAGAAAUAUGGUCCACUAGUCCGCGUUAGUCCUCACAGUGUCGACGUCUCCGACAUCACCGCAGCCCGUACCGUCCAUAACAUCAAGAAUGAGUUUCCCAAAUCAUCCUGGUACUAUUCUUUCAACUCGGGAGAGAAUCUCUUCACCACUACCGAUAUCCCAUAUCAUCGACGGCACAGGAGACUUCUGUCAGGACCUCUUUCUGAGACAGGGCUUAAAGCAAUGAUCCCGGUGAUCGACGGGAAGAUCCAGUUGACCAUCCAAAGAAUGAAGCAAGAGAUGGAAAGCAGAGGGGCCGUGGAUAUCUUGAAAUGGUGGCUGUUUUUGACUACUGAUGUGAUCGGUCAGCUGACCUUCGGAGACUCGUUCAACAUGCUCGAGACUGGCGAGAAAAACCAAUACAUCCAAGAUCUCGAAGAUUUGGCGGCAUCGUCAGGGCUCAGAAUGGCGUUCCCAAAGCUUUCGCUGCUGGCUGGAUACUUGCACAUCCCGGGCCUCCAGAAUGCCGAGGUGAACACCAAACGCCUCGUCGCCUACUCCGAGGAGUCGCUUGAGAGGCACCGAAAACUCGUGGAGCGUGACCCAGAAAACUUCCCGGCCACGCUGUUCUCCAAGCUCUACAAAGCCGGCGAGGAGGGCCUGUCGCCGGCUGAGCUCCGCGACGAAGCCCAGGCCUACAUCAUCGCGGGCAGCGACACGACGUCUAACACGUUGACAUACUUGGUCUGGUCUGUUUGCCGGAGUCCCAUAAUUAAGACGAAGCUCGUGGACGAGCUCUUGACCGUGCCCCCGAACUUUGCCUACGACGACAUCCGCGACCUACCGUAUCUCAACAUGGUCAUCGAAGAGACGCUGCGGCUCUACUCGGCCGCUCCCGCAGGACUCCCACGCAUCGUGCCGCCCGGAGGUGCCGACCUCGCCGGCCAUCAUCUGCCCGCUGGAUCGACCGUAUCGACGCAGGCCUACAGCUUGCACCGGGACCCGAACGUCUUCCCCCGAGCAGAGGAGUUUAUCCCCGAGAGGUGGGAAACGCCGACAAAGGGCAUGAAGGAUGCCUUUAUGCCAUUCGGCGGAGGCAGCCGAGUGUGUAUUGGCCUGCACUUGGCCCGGAUGCAGCUACGUCUGGGAACAGCACGGUUCUUCCACACUUUUCCACGGGCUGAGGUGUCUGGGUUGGAGAAGAUGAGCGAUGAGGAAAUGACGCCGAAGCUUUACUUCCUGAUACGGCCCCAGCAGAACCGCUGCUUGAUCCGAGCCUGGUAG